This is a messenger RNA of Dryobates pubescens (Downy woodpecker), 876 nucleotides long. RefSeq names its product MARCKS like 1 (gene MARCKSL1). Gene Ontology annotation, cellular component: plasma membrane; cytoplasm. The coding region runs from base 78 to 767 and encodes 229 amino acids. NCBI's taxonomy places the organism in Eukaryota, Metazoa, Chordata, Aves, Piciformes, Picidae. Gene Ontology annotation, molecular function: actin filament binding; calmodulin binding. Gene Ontology annotation, biological process: central nervous system development; actin filament organization. The record is from RefSeq and is a predicted model, not a curated record. The transcript has 2 exons.
GGGGCUGCGGGGGGCUCGCCCUACUCCCGCCGAGCGCAGCCGCCGCGGCGGGGUCCCUCGGCCCGACGUGCCGCACCAUGGGCAGCCAGGGCUCCAAGGCGGCCAAGGCGGACGGGAACGCCGCCGACACCGAGCCCGCCAAGGCCAACGGGCAGGAGAAUGGCCAUCUGAGGCUCAAUGGGGACAUGACACCCAAGGUGGGGGGCCAGGCUGUACCCCUGAACGGGAACGGCUCAGCUGAACCCCUCAAAGAGGAGAACAAGGAGGAGCAGGACGGUGGAGACACCAUCGAGCCUGCCCCCCCUGCCGAAGGGGGGGAGGCUAAACCUGAAGGUGCUGCAGCCCCCAAGGACACCCCCAAGAAGAAGAAGAAGUUCUCCUUCAAGAAAUCCUUCAAGCUGAGUGGGAUCUCCUUCAGGAAGAACAAGAAAGAGGCUGGGGACUCCUGUGGGUCCUCUCCCACGGAGGACCAAGGCAAGGCAGAGGCCAAGGGCGAGGAGAACCCCGCUUGCUCGGGUGGGGGGACGGAGCCAUCGGCUCCCCCCGAGGAGGGGGCGGCGGAGGAGCCCGGCAAGCCCGAGGAGAGCCCUGCCGAGGGGCAGCAGGGAGCUGAGCCCAAGAGGGAGGCUGCAGAGGCAGGGGGAAGCCAGGAGGAGGAGAAGCAGCAGGCAGGGGAGAGCCACGGGGACACAGCCAAACCGGAGGAGCCCUGCAAACCCGCGGAGCCUGAGCCUCCAGCAGCUCCAGCGGAGCAGAAGGAAGAGUAGAGCCCACCUGGCACUGGCCUGACUUAAGACUCUUGACUCCGUCCCCUCCAUCCUGGUAACACCACGGACUCCACACCCCCUGCCCCGCCUAGGACUGACACCACUUUCU